This is a messenger RNA of Colossoma macropomum (tambaqui), 2935 nucleotides long. It is a transcript of the gene rnaset2, whose product is annotated as ribonuclease T2. The coding region runs from base 339 to 1091 and encodes 250 amino acids. Gene Ontology annotation, cellular component: extracellular region. The transcript has 10 exons. Gene Ontology annotation, molecular function: RNA binding; ribonuclease T2 activity. Lineage: Eukaryota; Metazoa; Chordata; Actinopteri; Characiformes; Serrasalmidae. The record is from RefSeq and is a predicted model, not a curated record. Gene Ontology annotation, biological process: RNA catabolic process.
CUCAUCCGCGCAAACUCAGUGGACGAAAAAGUGUCAACAUAUUCACCACGAAGUUUACUGUUUACUGUGGCAGUCCGCGGACUUCUGGGAGAAGUUAAGAGCUUGUUUCUUGCCUCGUUUAUUGCUUUUAACCUCUCUUUUAUCAAAGAAAAACGGAGGCGCCGUGGUGAGGAACUUUCUCGUAUGCAGACCGGGCUGGUAAUAACAAAGCUCGCCUGUGUCUGUUAGCUUAACGCUCUGAACGCUAACCUUAUUUCAUUGGGACGGAGAGAGAGAAGGAGAGAGAGAGAGACAUAGUCCUAACUUGGGUCUGUCCUCUGGGUUACUUCUGAAGAAGAAUGAAGUCGAUUGCAGUCUUCCUGUGUCUUGGAUGUGUCUUCAUGUCGCCGGUGGAUAUGCAUCCUCGGCGAGACUGGACCAAACUCAUCUUGACUCACCACUGGCCAGAGACGUUUUGCACCAUGGAACACUGCACUGCAAACAUUAGUUAUUGGACCUUGCAUGGAUUUUGGCCUAACAUUGGUAUCAGUUGCAACUCAUCUUGGCACUUCGAUCCAAGUCUGAUAGAGGACCUACUUCCAGAAAUGAGAAAAUUUUGGCCAGAUCUUCUUCAGCCUGCAUCUACAUCAUUUUGGAAGUAUGAAUGGCUGAAACAUGGAACGUGCGCCGCCAAAGAUGAAGAUUUAAACAGUCAACACAAAUACUUCAGCAAAGCCCUCGAGCUCUACCACAAGCUGGAUCUUGAUGGAGCCCUGAAGAAAAGCCAAAUUGUACCCUAUGAAAAGUACUACAAGCUGGGAGAUUUGGAGGAAAGCAUCAUGAAUUCUUAUGGAGUAACACCAAAAAUUCAGUGCGUUCCAGGAAAGGGAGGCCAGUUCCAGACCCUGGGACAGAUAGAGAUCUGCGUUGACAAGCAAUUUCAGCUGACUAACUGUGAGAAGACCAGCGAGGAACUUCUGAUCAGUGGCAACGAAGUUCUGCCGUUUGUCUCCCUCAGCCGCUCAGGAUUCACAGUGUGUGACCCCUCUGUGCCAGUCUACUACCCUCCAUUAUCCGCUAAACACAAAGGCAGAGGCUUCUUUAAGGCUUAGAGGUUUGCAACACUCCACGUGUGCUAGGCCUGUGGUGCAAUUGCUGUUGAAAUUUUUAGAGCAGUUUGGCUUCGCUGUUUUCCUGUGCCUGUUGACCAUUGCAGAGCAAACAGGGCUUUCUUCACUUGUUUUUACUAAAGUAAUCAGGUUAAUGCAAUUUACACUGGGCAUAUGUUUUGUAUGAUUUACAUGGUAUAUCACAUGCAUAAAUUAUAUGCUGGAAGAUCUGUUAAAACUUUAACGGGAUCCCUGUUAAUAACUCGUAACAGUUUGGCUAGUUGAGUGUAAAUUGUACGUUAAACUCCUAAGCAUUAAAGAACAUUUAGAAUAUUUUUUAGAAUAUGUUGGAAUGUAUGUCAUGGGAUCAUUAAAUUACAUAGCACAACAGAUCAGCGUCUUUUGGGUACGGUGCAAUACCUCUCUUUUUAAGGCUAUUGGGUUUUGGGCUUGGUCGGUUUGUUAGCUUUUUUUGGAUGUGAAUGUUUACACUGUGUACUUCUUUCUCAUUUGUCUUACUUUAUGUUUCAUUUGAGAAGCUAGUUGCUGUGUAUUCUGACCACUAGGUGUCCAAAUACAGUAAAUGUGUGCAUACAAGUUUUUAACACUAGGGGUCAGCACCUGCACUCUCAGUAUCUCUUCAAUAAUCAGGUGUUGUGUUUCUGAAAGAGACAAUGUGGUGGGGAAAGACAUUUUAAGAAGUUAGAAAGUAAAAUCUAAAUUAUACAACAUUAUCUGUCUUUUGAUUAAAUCUUUUGUGAGAAUUACAGAACUACAGCAUUUUUUAAUGCACAUUUUAAUGGUUAAGAGGUGAAGAAAGUAAUUCAAAGUGGUUUGGUGUGAAAUGCUUCAUUCUAGAGAGUCAGAAUUGCUCACAGUGGUGGUGAUAGGAACCAGACGUCCCCCUCUAAAAGCUCCCUCACAGAAAGUUACUACAUGAAAUAGUAAUGAGUACAUUUACUGAUCACAAUGCCUGCAAUGUUGCUUUUACUAGUUUUGGAUUACAUUUAUAAUAAAUUCAAAGUGUAAUAUUAUACAUUCAUGGCAGAGAAUGAAUGUAGGUCAGUAAACUAGUACCUAAAGAAACAUAAUUAUAAACAUAUUCAUAUUUACCAUGAUUUUACCAUCAUCUACAUUACAUGUAUUAACUCAGAUGUGUAGGUUCACUGGUGGUUUUAGGUAGUAAGUAAAAUGGCUGUAUUUGUGUUGUAGACACUGUGACCCCUGGUUCCUAUCACCACCAUUGUAAAGAAACCAGAGUCAGUAAGUUUCUCUGAACCAUUUCACAUCAAACCACUCUGAAUAACUUUGUUUACAUUUCAAUGUUUGAAUUAUGCAGCAGUUUUGAAAGAUCAGUGUAAUUCUGCUUUAAGUCGAAUUCUCCCGUGUCAUUCUGUUGAUAUGGAUGGACAAAUCUCUCUCAGUUGAUUUAAAUGUAACCUGGGCAUUUCAUGUUCAUGCUGUGUAAGUAAAAGUUAAUGUCUGUAUAUUUCCAUUUUAAAAGGCAUUUCCAACACUCCCUGCUGUUUGUCUACUGUGUCAGGACUGGUACAGUGAGAUGGUGGAGGUCUGUAGGGUUUAGAUUUGGCCAGCGCUGCCAAACUGAAAGCAGCGUAAAUCUCUAACUCAAAGACAGCCAUUGUUUAUCUCGGCCUUGUAGACAACUGUUAGAUGUCAGAACAGUUUAGAUUUAAAUCAUGCUCCUCUCUGCUGAUGAUGUCUUAUCCCUGUUAAUCCAGGGCUGUUUAUUACUUGAAAAUACUGAUGGACGUUUUACUUUUUUAAAUUGGGAAUUAAAUGAUUGUAAUGCAUUGAUUCAAUUAAAUAAAACAUGAGCUUAUUCAAUA